GUGGGAGGAGAAGCUCAGUGACACGAAGGAACGGUUCUACCUGGAGGUCGCGACGGGACACACGCAGUGGGAGCUUCCUCUGGAUGGCUGGGUGGAGCUGGUAGACGACGACGGUGAGAAGUACUACUGGGAUCCACUUCGCGACCACACCCAGUGGGACCCACCCGUAUGA
Messenger RNA from Symbiodinium sp. CCMP2456, 172 nucleotides. The record is from the annotation of a GenBank genome assembly. Lineage: Eukaryota; Dinophyceae; Suessiales; Symbiodiniaceae.